Halichondria panicea is the source of this 1100-nucleotide messenger RNA. RefSeq lists its product as uncharacterized. Lineage: Eukaryota; Metazoa; Porifera; Demospongiae; Suberitida; Halichondriidae. The record is from RefSeq and is a predicted model, not a curated record. Gene Ontology annotation, molecular function: GTP binding. The coding region runs from base 113 to 1039 and encodes 308 amino acids. The transcript has a single exon.
AUAUAUAGAGCCAUUUCUAAUUGUGUUCCACUUUGAGUAAUUAAUCAUGCAUGUAAUGGAACCUUAGAUUGAUCUACUGUACCAUAUUGACUGUACUGAUUGUUAAAUCAUAAUGGAGUUUGAGCUUGAAGAUCGUUCAUUGUGCAAUAUUUUGGUGGCCGGUGUUACUGGAAGUGGGAAAUCUGCCUUGAUCAAUACACUCAUUAAUGAGCGAUUGCAGGAGGGAUGCGACAUAUCCAGCGUAAACACGACUGAAAUAGUCCCCAAGACCUGCAAUUUAAAUGGUACUAACUGUAUGAUUUGGGAUACUCCUGGUCUUCUUAGUGGCUCAAACAACAAAGAGCAUCAUUUGAUGGAAAUACAAGAAAAGAUUUCUUGCCAAGACUUAGUUAUAUUUUGUUUGAAGUGUACAGACACCCGCUUUACCGAAGAAAGCCCUGGAGUUGUAGCUAUGGAAUUAUUGACAAGCAAAUUGGGGAAAACCAUUUGGGAGAACGCUAUCAUUGCUUUAACGUUUGCUAAUAACUUGGAGAUUCAACGACCUCAAUGGAAAAGAUUCACAUUUGAACAAAAGCAGGAAGCAUUUAAGAACGAAGUUCAACAGUGGGAGUCAUGUGUCAGAAAAUGUUUGAUUUCAAGUAUAGGUGUGAAGCGACGAAGUGCCGAAAAGAUAUUGUUUAUUCCAGUUGGUUACUACGAUAAUCUUCAACUGUUAGAUAUACCAAAUUGGGUAGUAGCCUUCAAGUCUUUGUGUGUUGAAAAGCUAAAUAAACCUAAGAAGAUUGUUAAAAAAGACAAAACAGGGGCGGCUGUAAUUGGCGGUUUGAUUGGAUUUGGGUUUGGAUGCACUGGAUUAGUAGUUGCCCCAUUGAUAGUGAUCACUCUUCCAGUCUGCAUUGCUAUAGGUGUGUACUUUGGAAGAAAAUCACAUGCAUUGGAAAAAUUUAAUUUUAGUCGGUUGACUGGAACACAAAUAGCUAGGUGUACAUGUGGAGAACACAAGUACAGAACAGUAGUAGCUCCAGAAACUGAACUUUAGUACAAAUGGUUACGAACUAUUGUUAAUUUUUGUGAUUAUUAUGAGCACUGAAAUGUUAUAG